GGUUCACUGCAACAUGUGACGCACCCCAUUUUCUGGGAACAUACAGACGAGUAAGGAGGAAGCCACGUUGACAACAAAACCCAGUGGCUGCUGAGUAUUGGUUAGAGUCACAAAGGUGGAAAGUGGACUGAUUAGCACGCAACAGCACACCACUAGAAGAAUAGCUAAACAAUAUAAAAAUGAGCGUUGGGUUCAUUGGAGCGGGGCAACUGGCGUAUGCCCUGGCGAGAGGGUUUACAGCUGCAGGUGUAAUAGCAACUCAUAAGAUCACAGCCAGUUCCCCAGACACUGGACUCCCCACUGUGACUGGGCUAAGGAAACUGGGUGUGAAUUUCACCACUAGCAACAAGGAGACAGUGAAGAACAGCGAUGUCUUGUUCCUGGCUGUCAAACCUCACAUCAUCCCCUUCGUUCUGGAUGAGAUCGGGCCUGACAUCGAGAACCGACACCUGGUUGUGUCCUGUGCUGCAGGAGUCACAAUUCAAUCCAUUGAGAAGAAGCUGUCUCUGUGCCACCCGGCCCCGAAGGUGAUGCGCUGCAUGACGAACACGCCAGUGGUGGUGCGGGAGGGAGCCACGGUGUACGCCACGGGCACCCACGCUGAGCUGGAGGACGGCAAGCUGCUGGAGCAGCUGAUGGCCAGCGUGGGGUUCUGCAUUGAGGUGGAGGAGGACCUGAUCGAUGCUGUGACCGGGCUGAGCGGCAGCGGGCCUGCCUACGCAUUCACAGCCCUGGAUGCGCUGGCGGACGGUGGAGUGAAGAUGGGGCUGCCGAGGAGGCUGGCGCUCAGACUGGGAGCUCAAGCCCUACUGGGAGCUGCUAAGAUGGUGCUGGACUCGGAGCAGCAUCCCGGCCAGCUGAAGGACAAUGUGUGCUCCCCAGGGGGCGCCACCAUCCAUGCGCUGCACGUCAUGGAGAGUGGAGGCUUCCGCAGUCUUCUCAUCAACGCAGUGGAGACAUCCUGCAUCAGGACCAGGGAGCUGCAGUGCCUGGCCGACCAGGAGAAGAUCUCGCCAGCCGCUAUUAAGAAGACCACUCUGGACAAGGUCCUCCAGGAAUCUACCUCAUUCGGGGUCAAGGGGAGAAUCAGCCUGCUUAACAGCAAGGGGACCAAUAGCAAGAACUAACUAUCCAGCAAACGCCUGCCACACAGCAGAGCUGCACGUCCCACCACUGGAUGAAGGGUGUGAUGUGAGGCACUUGGUUUGCAGUACCUGGUGGGACGAGGUAUAAUUCUGAAAGCCAGUCAGUUACCAGUAGUUUGAGGCUUUGAGCUCUAGUGUAUAGGGCAGUUGAAUAUUUGACAUGCAGUUUUAAAGUAAAAUGUCAUCAGUAGGGGUAAUCAAAGUGUAUUGGCUCGGCUUCUGUUAGUCUCAACAUUUCCAAUGUACAGAAUUUCAGUCACUUAUUUGUUGUUUCUUUCUGUGCAGCUCAAGUGCAUACAUUAACAGACAUAACCAUGAAAUAAGCUUCAAAUAUGCCCAGAUGAUGCUUCAUGAAUUUGGAAAGUAUCGCGCAGAUUGGGUUAAUAGAUUCUAUCCAGGGUUCUAAAAUUGAAGCUAAAAAUAAUAAUUGUUGUAAGAAAUGUUUACAAUAUAUUUAUACUAUAGUGCCAUGCUAAUACAGCCUCAAAUCCAUUCUCUUCACCUUUGCAACCUGCAUCCUAAAUACCAUGGAAUCUAUAUAACUAUAGAUGUGUAUCUGUUUUUAGUUUUAAUUGUUUUAGUUUGCAGUUCUCUUUUCUUCUUUUCAUUUGCAUGUUAUGUAAACACUAUCUGUAAAAUAACAUGAUCUACAAAAUUAUAUCGUAUCAAUUGUGUUUUUGGUGUCCACAUGUGUUUUGUUAUUACAAGUAACGUUUUAUUGAAAAGAAUGCUGGAAGACCAUGGAUGAUUUUUUUUUUUUGCUUUUUUUUUUUUUACAAAGCACAUCAUCUUAGAUGAGAAAUUGUUACAGGGGCUGUCCUUUUUCACAAGUAAAUAAAAGUAAGAACUGCC
This is a messenger RNA of Acipenser ruthenus (sterlet), 1997 nucleotides long. It is a transcript of the gene pycr1a, whose product is annotated as pyrroline-5-carboxylate reductase 1a. The record is from RefSeq and is a predicted model, not a curated record. Gene Ontology annotation, biological process: L-proline biosynthetic process. NCBI's taxonomy places the organism in Eukaryota, Metazoa, Chordata, Actinopteri, Acipenseriformes, Acipenseridae. Gene Ontology annotation, molecular function: pyrroline-5-carboxylate reductase activity. The coding region runs from base 180 to 1127 and encodes 315 amino acids. The transcript has 8 exons.